AUGUCGAAAUCGAUAAAGAAAAAAAAUCAAAAACGAAUUCUAAUAGGUGCACCCAACAAUGAGAUUUCUUCUUCACGAUCAUCAUCAUCUAUUUUCGUUCAAAAGAUCAUAUUAUACAGUGGAAUGCCAUUAAAGCCAUUAGAACCACACGAAAUACGUGGGAUAUUAAAUGAAAUCCACAUGAAAGAAAGUACUACUACAGCAACUACACAACAACCAACUGAAAACACAAAUAAUAAUGGCAACGAUGGUAAUGAUAACAGCGAUCAAACAACCAUUCCAACAACUGCUGCAACAAGUAAUAUUCUUUCAAGGCAACAACCAAGGUCUGCAGUUCAUUCUACAGUUUCUACAAUGUUAAGUUCUGUUCCUCCAUUGACUAGUGAAGAACCUGCUGUUAUGCAAGUGGUAGUUGAGAAGCUGGAAAAUAUUAAUAGUGACGAGGAAAGUCUAGUAGAACAGGAUGGAACUGGAUUUCCUUGA
This is a messenger RNA of Entrophospora sp. SA101, 483 nucleotides long. The record is from the annotation of a GenBank genome assembly. NCBI's taxonomy places the organism in Eukaryota, Fungi, Glomeromycota, Glomeromycetes, Entrophosporales, Entrophosporaceae.